AUGCAACUCCUGAGGGCAAUAGGAUUUUUCCAUGGAAAUAUUUUAUUGUUUUGUGUCACAACAGGUGCAGGAAUCUUAGUGUCUCCCAAAGGGAUAUUAAAAUAUUCCUCACUGAACAUAGCUGUCUCCCUGAGUAUUUGGGUUGCUUGUGCUGUUCAGCCUAUGUUCACUGCUCUCAGUCUUGCAGAGUUGGGGACAACCUUCCCUAGAAGUGGAGCACCUUACUAUUUCCUCAAAAGAUCUCUUGGAUCCUCUGUUGCUUUCCUCAGUUUUUAGACCAAACUUUUUAUUUAUCCCUUAGGAAUAGCUACUCAAAGCUUGAUAAUAUCUACCUAUCUAAUUCAGCCUUUCUAUACCAGGUGCCCAGCCCCAGAGCUACUUAAGAAAUGUCUAGCUUCGGCUAUUUUGUGGUCAUUGGGACUUCUUAAUACUAAAGGGGUGCUAACAGUGGCUUGGUUUCAAACUAUCAGUAUUUUGGUGAAAAUGGCUGUCCUCUGCUUCAUUUCCCUGUUAGGGAUUGGGAAAAAGGAGAAUAUGGCCAGGUUUGAGAAUGCUUUCGAUGCUGAACUUCCUGGUGCCUCACAGAUUGCAGAAGCCUUACUUCAAGGAUUGUUUCCAUAUUCUGGUACAUCAAUUCUGAUCAACAUAGCAGGUAAAUUCAUCUCUGAAAUACUUUUGUGAGAUAAGAAUCCUGGUGAGAAUAUUCCCAAAUCUCUAAUUACUGUUCUUCCAGUGAUGGCUGUGAUUUACGUAUUGGUAAAUAUAUCCUACCUGGCAGUUUUGACCCCUCAGGAAAUCAUCUCUACAGAUGCUGUUGCUGUCACCUGGAUGGACAAAGUAAUCCCUUCCAUGCAAUGGGUUAUUUCUCUUGGGAUUUCAACUUCAAUAGUUAGCAACAUAUGUUGUACAAUACUUUCAGCCUCAAGACUGUUCUACACAGCAAGACAAGAAGGACAACUGCCUUUGAUCUUCUCUAUGCUUAAUAACUACUUCAGUCCAACUGUUGCUAUCACCCAGAUAAUCAUUUUAGCUUCUUUUCUUAUUAUAUCCUCAGAUUUAAUCAAUUUAAUAAAAUAUUCAGGAUUAGCAACCUGGGUUUUAAGAAGGCUAUAUAUGAUAGGUUUACUUAAACUAAGGUACCAGGACCCCAAUCUACCUGGACCUUAUAAGGUGUGUUUGCCAUUUGUAUUGGGAUCCACGGCUAUAUCUUUGUUUCUAAUUUUGACACCAGUGAUUCAGUCUCCUACAGUAGAGUAUAUCUAUGGGUUUAUCUUUAUUUUUAGUGGACUUCUGUGUUACUGGCUUCAUGUUAACCUUAAUCAACAUUGUUUGUUUUGA
This is a messenger RNA of Neomonachus schauinslandi (Hawaiian monk seal), 1338 nucleotides long. RefSeq names its product solute carrier family 7 member 13-like. The transcript is spliced from 4 exons. Gene Ontology annotation, biological process: amino acid transmembrane transport. The record is from RefSeq and is a predicted model, not a curated record. NCBI's taxonomy places the organism in Eukaryota, Metazoa, Chordata, Mammalia, Carnivora, Phocidae. Gene Ontology annotation, molecular function: L-amino acid transmembrane transporter activity. Gene Ontology annotation, cellular component: membrane.